GAACCUUGAGAAAAUCUACCGAGAAGUACAAAUAAUGAAAAUGUUAGACCACCCACACAUAAUCAAACUUUAUCAGGUAAUGGAGACCAAAAAUAUGUUGUACCUUGUCACAGAAUAUGCAAAAAAUGGAGAAAUUUUUGCUACAGCCUGGAAUCCUGUCUUAGCCAACUUUUAGCAGUUUGAGAGCCUUGAGCAUCACCUUCCUGUCUAAACCCACAGAUCCAAGGAGGAGCUUCAAGUUGUCACUUAGCUUCCAUGAACUGACCAUUGAAGUCUAACCCAGCCUUCAAUCCUGAGUCUUCCCAUGUGCCCCAAGAAGAAAGUUUCAAGGAAAACACAGCAGCUUCUCUUCCCUCCUGCUCAGCAGUACUGAUAGAGGGCUCAGUAACUUGACUCUCAACCCUGGGACCACGUACCCUUCCCCUCCACCAGAAGGGCCACCCCAAAAGCAGAACAGACAGGAGACCAUCCAACAGUAGAGACUACCUUGCUAAUCAUGGCCGGUUAAAUGAAUCUGAGGCCAGACGCAAAUUCUGGCAAAUCCUGUCUGCUGUUGAUUACUGUCACAGUCGGAAGAUUGUACACCGUGACCUCAAAGCUGAAAAUCUCCUGCUGGAUAGCAACAUGAAUAUCAAAAUAGCAGAUUUCGGUUUUGGAAAUUUCUUUAAAAGUGGUGAACUGCUGGCAACAUGGUGUGGCAGCCCCCCUUAUGCAGCCCCAGAAGUCUUUGAAGGGCAGCAGUAUGAAGGACCACAGCUGGAUAUUUGGAGCAUGGGAGUUGUUCUUUAUGUCCUUGUCUGCGGGGCACUGCCUUUUGAUGGACCGACUCUUCCAAUCUUGAGGCAGAGGGUUUUAGAAGGAAGAUUCCGGAUUCCGUAUUUCAUGUCAGAAGAUUGUGAGCACCUCAUUCGAAGGGUGUUGGUCCUGGACCCAUCCAAACGGCUUACCAUAGCUCAAAUCAAGGAGCACAAAUGGAUGCUCAUAGAAGUUCCUGUCCAGAGAACUGCCCUUUAUCCACAAGGGCAAGAAAAUGAGCCAUCCAUUGGGGAGUUUAAUGAACAGGUUCUGCGUCUGAUGCACAGCCUUGGAAUAGACCAACAGAAAACCAUUGAGUCUUUGCAGAACAAGAGCUACAACCACUUUGCUGCCAUCUAUUACUUGUUGGUGGAACGCCUGAAGUCACACAGGAGCAGUUUUCCUGUGGAGCAGAGACUUGAUGCCCGCCAGCGGCGGCCUAGCACCAUUGCUGAGCAAACAGUUGCCAAGGCACAAACUGUGGGGCUCCCAGUGACUGUGCGCUCGUCAGCCGUGCGGCUGAUGCGAUCCACCCUCCUCCCACAAGCGUCCACUGUGGAGGCCUUUCCAUUUCCAGCAUCCAGCUGUCAGGCAGAGGCAGUGUUUAUGGAAGAGGACUAUGUCGACACUCCAAAGGUAAAUGGCUGUCUGCUGGACCCCGUGCCUCCUGUCCUGGUGAGAAAGGGCUGCCAGUCGUUGCCCAGCAAUGUGAUGGAGACCUCCAUCGAUGAAGGGCUGGAGACAGAGGGAGUGGCCGGGGAAGACCCCAGCCAGGCUUUUGGUGCACUCCAGUCCACACGCAGCGGGCAGAGGCGGCACACACUCUCAGAGGUGACGGAUCAGCUGGUCGCCAUCCCUGGUUCAGGUAUGAUGCACAGGAAAAUUUUCUCCAUGAGUGAGAAUCCCUCCCUUGACAGUGUAGACUCUGAGUAUGACAUGGGGAGGGACCUGAACUUCCUGGAGGACAACCCUUCCCUGAAGGACCUCCUGUUAGCAAAUCAGCCAUCGCCACGCAUGACGUCACCCUUCGUAAGCCUGAGACCUGCCAACCCAGCCAUGCAGGCUUUGAGCUCUCAGAAACGAGAGGCCCACAACAGGUCGCCUGUGAGCUUCAGAGAGGGCCGCAGGGCCUCGGACACCUCCCUCACCCAAGGAAUUGUAGCUUUUAGGCAACAUCUGCAGAAUCUGGCUAGAACCAAAGGAAUCCUAGAGCUGAACAAAGUACAGUUGUUAUAUGAACAAAUAGGAUCAGAGGCAGACCCUACCUUGGCAUCAGCUGCUUCUCAGCUCCAAGACCUUGCUGGCAGCUGCCCUCAGGAGGAAGUUUCCCAGCAGCAGAAAAGUGUCUCGGCUCUCCCCAGCAGUGUGCAUGCUCAGCUCGCCCAGCGGCAAAGCCUGGAGGCCCAGUACCUGCAGCAUAGACUCCAGAAGCCCAGCCUUCUGUCUAAAGCUCAGAACACCUGUCAGCUUUACUGUAAAGAACCUCCACGGAGCCUUGAACAACGGCUGCAGGAACACAGACUCCAACAGAAACGACUCUUCCUGCAGAAGCAGAAUCAGCUGCAGGCGUAUUUCAAUCAGAUGCAGAUAGCAGAGGGCCCGUACCCACAGCCGAGUCAGCAGCUGCCCCUUCCUCGCCAGGAGACACCAGCAGCACCCCGGCCCCAACCAUUCAGCCUGACCCAGCCCCUCGGCCCCGUCCUGGAGCCUCCAUCGGAGCAGAUGCAGUGCAGCCCUUUCCUCAGCCCGUACCAGGAGAUGCGGCUGCAGCCGCUGCCCUCCUCGCCAGGCCCCCAGGCUCCUCCUCCGCUGCCCUUGCGGUCACAGCCACCGCCACAGUCGGCGGCUGCUCUCACAGCCCCACAGUUCUCCUAUCAGACUUGUGCGCUGCCAGAUGCUGCCUCCUCUGAGCCAGACUAUCCAGCUCCCUGUCAGUACCACAUGGAUGGGGCCCAGCAGAGUGGCGUAGCUGUGCCGGACGGUCCCAGGGGCUCAGGACUGCAGGAGGCCCCCUCCAGCUAUGACCCCCUAGCCCUCUCCGAGUUUCCUGGACUCUUUGAUUGUGAAAUGCUGGAGGCUGUGGACCCACAGCACAGUGGCUAUGUCCUGGUCAAUUAACCUCAGCACAGGAAGUGAGGUGGGUCAAGUGAAGGAAGAGUGUGUAUUCCUAUUUUUAUUCCAGCCUUUUACAUGUAAAGCUUAUUUUCCUGCCCUCUCCCUAGAGGAGAAAAAUGAAGUCGCCCAAAUGGAAUCAGGGCCUGGCCAGGUGGAUACCGAUUCCUCCUGCCUCUGUCCCACCAGUUUUCUGUGGCAGGUGCUGGGAUGUAGUAGUAGGCUAAAGCUCACGCCCUUAGGUCAAGGGGAGCAAGACACUGAUGAAAGUUCUGCCAAAAAGACAUCCAGACCGAGUUUUCUGCAGAACUGCACCAGCUCAUUACUGUGGAAAACCUUGUUGGAAGCAGGAAAAAAUUGUGUGCAGUAUGUAUGGGCAAAAAAAAGGCAAUAUAUUUUUCACAGAAGCCAAAUAGUAAGUCAAAAAUUCACAGUGAAAUCUGAUGCACAGGAAAUAAAGUUGUUCUCUGUCAUUGAAUCCUAAGUUCUAAGCUGCUGGUGCAAGUUGUCCCCAUGACCACCCAAGGAAGUGGAGCACGAAAUUUGUUUCAGGAGCCAUGAAGUAACAGCAGGCAGCCAAGACUCUGGCAGCGGGCAACAUGCCUUCUUCUUCGGAAGGCUCCCUGGAUUCAGAGUCUGUGCACUCAGUGCUCCAACGAUGUUGCCUGUAGAAUCAAGAGGCCCCCAACCUUGGGGGCUGGGGCAGAACCAGAGAACCCUUAGGAGCACCAGCCCUGGUGGGGGAGGGGAGCACUUCCUGCACAUUCUGUGGGGACUUCCGGGUUGGGGCAGCUGGUCUUUAGAGGGCCUCGUGUCUCUUAAAAUGUAAUAACUACUUUGACUUUACACCUUUACGUUGCUAGUAGUUUACUGAGCUUUGUGUAUCUGGACAGUUUCCUACAGGGCUUGGAAAUUUUAAGGACAAAGAAGAGUGACUUUCAUCUCUCGUGUGGGCUGUAGUGCUGUGCCUUCCCCCCCAGAUCGUGCUAAUUCUUUUCUUUCCUGUAGAAACCAAGUUUUCCAUUUAUGUUGAUGCUAAAUCCAAAGUCACUUCAGAGUUUGUUUUCCACCAUGUGGGAAUCACAUUGUUAAUUUCCUUAAAGUUUUGACUUGUAAUGAAAUGUUCAAGUAUUACAGCAAUAUUCAGAAACCAUAGAUGUGUUAACCAUUCAAGCAGAUCAUCUGCCAAACACAUUAUAUUACUAGUAAAACUUAAACCUUACAAUUCAUUCAUCAGAGUAAAAAACAGAUGCCACAGCUAAUUAACAGUAUACCUACCUAGAAGUGAUGAGUGAUCAGUCGUUUGCACAGUAAUGUCCGAGUGUUACAAAUUCAGUAUUAGUUAAAAACUCUACCUGCUGUCCUUUAGAACGGCUUGACCUUUCAGCUGGUGAAUGCAUAAAGCACAAAGGAGAGAGAUAAUAAUACACUGAUGCUGCAUCUAGAAAACACCUUUAUGUUGCCUUCCUCUUCGUAGUAAGUGUUCAGGCAGGUGAGGACAGCGUGGAAGGCCAGAGUGCGGUCCUGCCCAGCCAAACCCAGCCCUGCUGGCAUAGGCACCAAGCAGCCCCAGCUGUGGGCUCCAGUUGGCACCAAAGCCUUUGCAGAGGCCCUCUGCCUGGGUCCGGAUACGGGGUGUCAGCAAGAAGGGGUAGCACACAGGACUGUCGUGUGAUCUAAUAGCACUCGUGAAACCCAGGAAGAAUGAAUUAUGUUCUGUCUAUGCAUUUAUUCCUCCUCGUGCUCAAGACUGAUGAAUAAAAAAGGGCCUGUAUUUCAGCUGUGUCCUGACUGGUGGGCCCAAAUGAUUUAAUGAGAGGAUUUAAUGAGAGGAUUUAAGAGAUCCUCUCAUUAAGAUCUCUGAUCUGAGUCUUUGCAAAAUAAGUCAGUUAUAAAAUGGAUUGAUUUGCUUAGACUGCAGUAUGUUUUCCCAAAAUAUACUACAGAAGUGCUGUAAUAUUUAUUAAAAUGCUUUCCAGAUUGAAAAUGGGGGCCACUCAUUUCAGAGUGCCAGGAGUGGCCCAGUUGCAGGCUGGCACAAACACCUGCCCCCACCACAAGGCCACGAGCCACUGUGCCCAGGAAGCCUUGGAGCUGUGGAGGGAAUGUUAAGGCUGACAGGGGAGGGACAGCAUGAGAGGGCAGAGAGGCAGACGUCGGACGCACUUGGAGGGGCCGUGUCUGCCAGGAACCCUAACUAGCGGGUGGGCGCUCAUGGGGUGAUUGGCUGGGAGUUUAGAAAUGCGCCCAGCAGGCUCCUUUUUGCUUUCCUCACUCAUCUCCAACAGAAAUCGGUAAACCCUUAACUGUUUAUUGAAUGUAAGCAGGUGGGAGGAGGCUGUGUGGCCAGUCGCUGAUCCCCAGCCCUGUCUGCUCAUUGCUCUGCCCAUGGGAGGCUGCUCUGAAAUCAUGUUCUCUUUCCAGUCUGUUUCCUACAGCAGUGUGUGCACUACUGUAGAGUGAUCAUUAGCUUUCCUAAUCUGUAAACCAGGCUCCUACUUUGGUGAGAUGAACGUGAGGUAAAAAUUUCAUUCAGCAAGAA
Manis pentadactyla (Chinese pangolin) is the source of this 5449-nucleotide messenger RNA. RefSeq names its product salt inducible kinase 2 (gene SIK2). The transcript has 15 exons. Gene Ontology annotation, molecular function: protein serine/threonine kinase activity; tau-protein kinase activity; ATP binding. Gene Ontology annotation, cellular component: cytoplasm. Bases 625 to 2913 code for a protein of 762 amino acids. Lineage: Eukaryota; Metazoa; Chordata; Mammalia; Pholidota; Manidae. The record is from RefSeq and is a predicted model, not a curated record. Gene Ontology annotation, biological process: microtubule cytoskeleton organization; protein phosphorylation; intracellular signal transduction.